Sphaeramia orbicularis (orbiculate cardinalfish) is the source of this 582-nucleotide messenger RNA. RefSeq names its product ubiquinol-cytochrome c reductase binding protein (gene uqcrb). Lineage: Eukaryota; Metazoa; Chordata; Actinopteri; Kurtiformes; Apogonidae. Gene Ontology annotation, biological process: mitochondrial electron transport, ubiquinol to cytochrome c. The transcript is spliced from 4 exons. Gene Ontology annotation, cellular component: respiratory chain complex III. The coding region runs from base 52 to 384 and encodes 110 amino acids. The record is from RefSeq and is a predicted model, not a curated record.
UAAAUACUACUCCUUACCCAGAGUGCACCGCGGUGAUUCUGAGUGUUAAACAUGGCGUCGAGGGCACCAGUGGCGUCAGGCAGGUUUCUGCUUGGCGUGCGCAAAUGGUACUACAACAUGUGUGGCUUCAACAAACUCGGUUUAAUGCGGGAUGACACACUCUACGAGGAUACAGAUGUGAAGGAGGCAGUGAGGAGGCUCCCUGAGAACCUCUUCAAUGAUAGGAUGUUCAGGAUCAAAAGAGCCAUGGACCUGUCCAUGAAGCAACAGAUCCUCCCUAAAGACCAGUGGACAAAAUUUGACGAGGAUGUUGCUUACCUGACACCAUACCUGCAAGAAGUGAUCCGUGAGAGGAAAGAAAAGGAAGAAUGGACGAAGAAAUAAAUGAUUUCAGUUCAGGCUUUUAAUGCUCGUCUUCAGUCAUGUGCGUGAUUAUCCCCUAUUGUAAUAUUUAAAAUGAAAUGUAAUCCUAUAUAAAACUACUCAUUAAAGGCAUGUACAUUUUAGAAACUGACAGAUUUAAUACAAAUGUAUUGAGGUAUUCAUUAUUUCAUCCAUAUCAUAAAGGCCAAGUGGCCUCUG